UAGUCUGACAGACACACAGUGAUGAAGUUCAACAAAGGUAUAUCUCUCAGAGCUGCACUCUAGCUACCACAGUUGGCACUUCAAACCUGGAUUAUAAGGAAAAGGGGAGGCAUCCUCGGACUGCAAAACCUGUUCAAGCAGCCAGCAGAUUUCCCUGAAUAAGCAGCACGUUAACCAGAAUACAGUAGGAGGACCUUUCAGACCUCCAGGGGACUAAAGAGGAGAGGGACAGACAGAAAUCCCCGCCGGGUUAACCACUAUAGAGGAAGAUCAAGCCAAGGAUCCAUAUGUCACACUACAACAACACUGGAGGAUAUAACAACCCUGGCUAUCAUGACAGUGACACCCUGGAGAUAGAUAGGAGUCCUUCUAGGAAAUCCCAAUCCCGUCACAGUAAGCCCCAUGGUAACCCCUACCCCAGGGAUGAUGGAGCCGGGGGUGAGAGGGGGAGGUCUGAUCUUCAGCAGCUCCCAGGAGGGGUCCAGUCCAGCUACGACGAUGCCCAGGAGAGAGUGCCCUGGGGCGGGUGGCAGGAGGGGAGCUGGAGGGGCAGAGACAGCAUUCCCAUGGGUCUCCUUCCUCCCCGGUCGGAGAGCCCACGAUGGCAGCAGCAUGACCUCAAUCACAGCGGGUACCAGAUCGACCAGGCAACGCAUUAUGACACAACGCCUCCUGUACGACUUCCAUCUGCAACUUCAGGUCAUGUUUCGAUGAGGUUCAGGGGGUCGAGGAAGAUGAGUCUAUUCCCUGUAGGAGAGGCUGCUCUGGGCAAUCUGGGCCUUUCUGAGGACGACAUCAGGAAUGAGAUGGAAAAUGAGGAACAGAACUUGGUCCAAGAGCUGGUUGCUAUGUCAACGAGGGACAGAAUCAAGGCCAUCCGAGACCUCCCUAUGAGCUUUGAUGACAAGAAACACAUCAGGGGUCAAGUGUUGGCGUUGAAAUCAUUCAAAAAGUCCCGGCAACUGAACUGCUUUGCAGACUGCUCAAAGACUGUCUCACUGGCGUUCCGCAGGUGCGGUGCUAACAUGACUUUAGCCAAGCAGACCCUGGAACUGUGGCGGGGUACCAUGAAGGAGGUCGGGGGUAAAUUUGGCACGGGGGUCCUCUCCUACUUCAAGUUCCUAAAAUGGCUGCUGAUGUUCAACAUCUUCUCCUUCCUGGUCAACUUUGGUUUCAUCACCAUCCCCCAGCUCAUCUAUCACCCCACGCCAGACAUCCCCGCUGGGGUCAGCUUCAAAGGGCUAGAGAUACUGACCGGAGCGGGUUAUUUCAGCCACACAAUGAUGUAUUAUGGCGGCUACAGUAAUAAAACACAAGGGACAGGGGGCCGGUCUGAGUACAACAUGCAGCUGGCCUACUUCUUCACCAUAGCAGCCUACAUGGUGUUGUGUGGAGCCGCCCUCAUCUACAGCAUGGCCAGCUCGUUCAGGAAGAAGUAUGUCCUUGCAGACUCAGGCUUGGGUGGAGCCUGGCAGCUCCUGUGUAGCUGGGACUUCAGUGUGACUAACGAGAAAGCCGUACGACAGCGCAAGAACAAUCUGCGCAUCCAACUCAAGGAGUCCUUAUCAGAAAAGUUCCAGGUGGCCCUGCUACCUCUGACAGAGAGGCUGAAGCACUAUGGGGUCUUCCUGGGUACCUGGCUCCUCUCCACGGGCAUGGCCUUGGGCUGUGGUGCCAGUGUCUACUUCCUGUGUCAAUAUGAUACAUGGCGGACGAGGCAGUCAGGGGACACAGCUUCCGGCUCUCUCCUGGAGGAGGCCGCUACUCUCCUCCUCCCCUUUGUGGUGUCCCUGAUCAAUCUGGUUGUCCCUCUCUUCUACUCUCUGUUCAAAAAGAUAGAGCACUACUCCAACCCUCGCAUGCAGGUCUAUGCCAUCAUAGUCAGAAAUGUCAUUCUCAAGUUGUCCAUUCUGGGUAUUCUCUGCUACUACUGGAUGAAGGAUGUGGCCAAUACAUUUUCAUGCUGGGAGUCCAUCGUAGGACAAGCCUUGUACAGACUGGUUAUUAUGGACUUCCUCUUCAUAAUGUUAGGAUCCUUCUUUGGAGAGUUCCUGAGCAAUGUCAUUGGGACUAAAUGCAUACAGAGCCUGGGAGUUCCAGAGUUUGAUGUUGCCAGGAAUGUCCUUGACCUGAUCUAUGCACAGACCCUGGCAUGGAUCGGAAUCUACUUCUCUCCCCUCCUCCCAGUGAUACAGAUAAUCAAGUUCUUCAUCCUCUUCUACCUAAAGAAGGUCAGCCUGACCCAGAACUGCCAGCCCCCCAGGCGAGCCGGCAGGGCGGCUCAGAUGCAAACCAUCUUCAUCGCUAUCCUCUUCUUCCCUUCCUUCGUGGGGGCUCUGUCCAUGGUGGCCUACACCGUGUGGACUCUGCCCCCCUCAGACAAGUGUGGGCCCUUCAGGGGCCUCAACACCACCUUCAGUGCAAUACAGAUCUGGAUGGAUGAUUUGAACAGGGUGGAUGCGUUUCAGUGGACUGUCUGGAUCUACCAGCACGUCAUCAGGAGUGAGAUAUUCUACUUCCUGGUCUCUCUCAUCAUCCUUGUCUUCAUUUACAUCUUCAGGCAGAUCACUCAGGGACGCCAGCUGCUUAUCAUUCUACUGAGACAGCAGAUUGUUAAUGAAGGGAAGGACAAGGCGUUCUUGUUGGAGAAGCUACAGAACCUUCAGAAAUCCAAGCAGAACAAACAGAAAAAGAAAAAACAGGUCAGGAAAAGACAGGAAAAUGAAUCCUCCUCUGGCAUGCUCCAGGCUCUGAUUGCCCGACAGCGGUUGGAGCAAGAGAAUGGUGACAGCAGCAGCUCUUUCGGUGUGCCUAUGCCUUCCGGCCACUCAGUCUCCACGACAUCGAGUGCUAUGAUGCAGGCCAUGCUAGCCAGGCAAUACGCAGAGGACCAGGAUGUAGCCAGUUAUCGCGGGGUGCCAUUUCCUGCAGACCAAACACCUGCGCCCUCCAGUGCACUGAUACAGGCCAUGCAAGCCAGGCAAAGGGCGGAGUCACAGAAUGAGGACGAGUUUUACCGGGAGCCAGUUCAGUCACAGAACCCAGUAAACGCGUUACCCAGUGCGAUGAUACAGGUGAUGCAAGCCAGGCAGAGGGCGGAGUCAGAGCAGGAAGAGGACGAGUUUUACCGGGCGCCAGUUCAUUCAGAACACCCAGUGUCAUCAACGCCCAGUGCGAUGAUGCAGGUCAUGCAGGCCAGGCAGCGAGCAGAGGAGGAGGAGAGCGAGUUUUACCGGGCGCCUGCUUCUUCACAGCACCCAGAUGCGUCAGGCACCGGUAGUGCUCUGAUACAGGCCAUGCUAGCCCGGCAACAGGUAGAGGAGGAUACUGAGCAUGACCGAGAACUGAACCACUUGGGGGGGAAAAAAUAUGGCGGACAAAAUUGAAAUGUGACCAGCUGUAGAAAGCAGAGAAAUAUAAGAGGAAACGCAAUAAGAUUCUGUCUGGCAUCAAGAGGGCAGGACCACCUCUAUGUAGACUGUUUCUAUUGGACCAUAAAAGAGUGUAGCCAAUGGGGUGUGAAAAGAUACAUCUGAUAUAUGUAUUCCCUUUUGAUAAAAGAACACAUUGUUUUUGUACAAAAAAAUAUUUGAAUAUUUAAUAUAUUUGUGUACUGUAUGUAUACAUGUUUUUUGCUUAGUCUGUAAAAUACUUUCAAUGAAUGUUGUAUAAAUGUAGGAAUAUUCUCAUCCGUAUUCAAUUGUAAAUACUAUAAAAUUGUAUGGUACUCUAUGUUGAUUUUUUCCAUGAACAGCACUGUCCUCUAGUGGUAGGGAUUGAACCUGGUCUAGAUGUUCAUCAAUGAAUAGGUACUUGAGUAGAUAUCAAAUAUAUACUUUGAGAAUACAUCCAAGUCACUUAUUGUUCUCAGAGCAAAGCAAAAACGAAUAUAGAACAUAAUGAAAGAAACUACAGAAAAUAUUUUCUGUACAAAAUGAAACACUCUUGAGUUUGCUAUGGAAUACAUUUGUUUAUUGAGUAAUUAAUUGCAGAAUCCUUAAUCCCUAUAAGCACAAAGUACUUUAAAUAGAAUACACAGUCAUUGGUCAUAAUUGUACUCAAGUAACAUUGGUGUCCAGUGGUCAGUUUUAUCCGACACUGAGUAAUGUGCAGUAAACAGACCACUGAGGCAACAAACAACACACAACUUCAAAAGGAAAAUAAUACACAUCUUACAGUGAUUUCACAGAUCAAAACCAUUCUACUUUGUGACAUGUAUUUACAUUCAUAUAGUUACGUGUUAUAGGCACGGUAUACGCUGCAAACACUUAUAGCUAUAUUUUGCGGUGCACAUUCUUAAAAUACGAGUUGAAUGCAGUUUGUCACCCCCUUCCUAAUUCCAUAUUUAGUAAGGCUAAUAGCAUGCAAAAACAUAGCAUAAACAGUCCUAUGGUGUCCCAGGAAAAUCAGAGGGCAUUCUGUUACAAAUCUUGUUUAAAGGGGCAUCCAUUUUUGAACAUACAAAUGAAUGAUAUGUACCCAUUCAUUCUUGAAGAAUAUAACAUUAAUGCCUCAUCAGUUCAACUGUCUGACCCCAUUAGAACCCAAAAUACAGUGCCUUGCGAAAGUAUUCGGCCCCCUUGAACUUUGCGACCUUUUGCCACAUUUCAGGCUUCAAACAUAAAGAUAUAAAACUGUAUUUUUUUGUGAAGAAUCAACAACAAGUGGGACACAAUCAUGAAGUGGAACGACAUUUAUUGGAUAUUUCAAACUUUUUUAACUAAUCAAAAACUGAAAAAUUGGGCGUGUAAAAUUAUUCAGCCCCCUUAAGUUAAUACUUUGUAGCGCCACCUUUUGCUGCGAUUACAGCUGUAAGUCGCUUGGGGUAUGUCUCUAUCAGUUUUGCACAUCGAGAGACUGACAUUUUUUCCCAUUCCUCCUUGCAAAACAGCUCGAGCUCAGUGAGGUUGGCUGGAGAGCAUUUGUGAACAGCAGUUUUCAGUUCUUUCCACACAUUCUCGAUUGGAUUCAGGUCUGGACUUUGACUUGGCCAUUCUAACACCUGGAUAUGUUUAUUUUUGAACCAUUCCAUUGUAGAUUUUGCUUUAUGUUUUGGAUCAUUGUCUUGUUGGAAGACAAAUCUCCGUCCCAGUCUCAGGUCUUUUGCAGACUCCAUCAGGUUUUCUUCCAGAAUGGUCCUGUAUUUGGCUCCAUCCAUCUUCCCAUCAAUUUUAACCAUCUUCCCUGUCCCUGCUGAAGAAAAUCAGGCCCAAACCAUGAUGCUGCCACCACCAUGUUUGACAGUGGGGAUAGUGUGUUCAGGGUGAUGAGCUGUGUUGCUUUUACGCCAAACAUAAUGUUUUGCAUUGUUGCCAAAAAGUUCAAUUUUGGUUUCAUCUGACCAGAGCACCUUCUUCCACAUGUUUGGUGUGUCUCCCAGGUGGCUUGUGGCAAACUUUAAACAACACUUUUUAUGGAUAUCUUUAAGAAAUGGCUUUCUUCUUGCCACUCUUCCAUAAAGGCCAGAUUUGUGCAAUAUACGACUGAUUGUUGUCCUAUGGACAGAGUCUCCCACCUCAGCUGUAGAUCUCUGCAGUUCAUCCAGAGUGAUCAUGUGCCUCUUGGCUGCAUCUCUGAUCAGUCUUCUCCUUGUAUGAGCUGAAAGUUUAGAGGGACGGCCAGGUCUUGGUAGAUUUGCAGUGGUCUGAUACUCCUUCCAUUUCAAUAUUAUCGCUUGCACAGUGCUCCUUGGGAUGUUUAAAGCUUGGGAAAUCUUUUUGUAUCCAAAUCCGGCUUUAAACUCCUUCACAACAGUAUCUCGGACCUGCCUGGUGUGUUCCUUGUUCUUCAUGAUGCUCUCUGCGCUUUUAACGGACCUCUGAGACUAUCACAGUGCAGGUGCAUUUAUACGGAGACUUGAUUACACACAGGUGGAUUGUAUUUAUCAUCAUUAGUCAUUUAGGUCAACAUUGGAUCAUUCAGAGAUUCUCACUGAACUUCUGGAGAGAGUUUGCUGCACUGAAAGUAAAGGGGCUGAAUAAUUUUGCACGCCCAAUUUUUCAGUUUUUGAUUUGUUAAAAGUUUGAAAUAUCCAAUAAAUGUCGUUCCACUUCA
Messenger RNA from Oncorhynchus nerka (sockeye salmon), 6054 nucleotides. RefSeq names its product transmembrane channel-like protein 5. Lineage: Eukaryota; Metazoa; Chordata; Actinopteri; Salmoniformes; Salmonidae. The record is from RefSeq and is a predicted model, not a curated record. The transcript is spliced from 21 exons. Gene Ontology annotation, cellular component: plasma membrane. Gene Ontology annotation, molecular function: mechanosensitive monoatomic ion channel activity. Bases 288 to 3386 code for a protein of 1032 amino acids.